Messenger RNA from Heterocephalus glaber (naked mole-rat), 8587 nucleotides. It is a transcript of the gene Atrn, whose product is annotated as attractin. Lineage: Eukaryota; Metazoa; Chordata; Mammalia; Rodentia; Bathyergidae. Gene Ontology annotation, cellular component: Golgi apparatus. The record is from RefSeq and is a predicted model, not a curated record. Gene Ontology annotation, molecular function: protein binding.
GGCCACCGUCAGCACAGCCCCGCCCCGUACAGCCAGGCGAAGCGGAGCCGGCCGUGCUGUGUGUGAGUGUAUGUGUUCGCCGGGCCCCGUCUCAGCCCCGGGAAGAUGGUGGCUGCGGCGGCGGCGACUGAGGCGAGGCUGAGGAGGACGGCGAAGACUGCAGCACCCGCGGGCAGGAAGGGCGGGCAGCACCGAGACUGGGACGUGACUGGGACUGGGAGGCCGGGGCUAGGGGCCGGGCUGCGUCCCCCGCGGCGGCUGUCGCCGUCGCUGCCACCUUGGCGGCUUCUGCUGCUGCUCCCGCCGCUGCUCCUGCUGCUGCCCUGGGAGGCCGAGGCCGCUGCUGCGGCGGCGGCGGUGUCGAGCUCAGCCGCAGCUGAGGCGAAGGAAUGUGACCGGCCUUGUGUCAACGGCGGUCGCUGCAACCCUGGUACCGGCCUGUGCGUCUGCCCCACCGGCUGGGUGGGCGAGCAAUGCCAGCACUGCGGGGGCCGCUUCAGACUAACUGGAUCUUCUGGGUUUGUAACAGAUGGACCUGGAAAUUAUAAAUAUAAAACGAAGUGCACAUGGCUCAUUGAAGGACAACCAAAUAGAAUAAUGAGACUUCGUUUUAAUCAUUUUGCUACGGAGUGUAGUUGGGACCAUUUAUAUGUUUAUGAUGGAGACUCAAUUUAUGCACCACUAAUUGCUGCCUUUAGUGGCCUCAUUGUUCCCGAGAGAGAUAGCAACGAGACUGUACCUGAGGUUGUUGUCACAUCAGGUUAUGCCCUGCUGCAUUUUUUUAGUGAUGCUGCUUAUAAUUUGACUGGAUUUAAUAUCACUUACAAUUUUGACAUGUGUCCAAACAAUUGCUCAGCCCGAGGAGUGUGUAAGAUCAGUAACAGCAGCAACACUGUUGAAUGUGAGUGUUAUGAAAACUGGAAAGGUGAAUCGUGUGACAUUCCUUACUGUACAGACAACUGUGGCUUUCCUCACCGAGGCAUCUGCAAUUCAAGUGAUGUCAGAGGAUGCUCCUGCUUCUCUGAGUGGCAGGGUCCUGGAUGUUCAGUUCCUGUGCCAGCUAACCAGUCAUUUUGGAUGCGAGAGGAAUGUUCUAAUUUAAAGCUCCCCAGAGCUUCUCAUAAAGCUGUGGUCAUUGGAAAUAUAAUGUGGAUUGUCGGAGGAUAUAUGUUCAAUCACUCAGAUUACAACAUGGUUCUAGCGUAUGACCUUGUUUCUAAAGAAUGGCUUCCGCUGAACCGUUCUGUGAACAAUGUGGUUGUGAGAUAUGGUCAUUCUUUAGCAUUAUAUAAGGAUAAAAUUUACAUGUAUGGAGGAAAAAUUGAUUCAACAGGGAAUGUGACCAAUGAGUUGAGAGUGCUUCAUAUUCAUAAUGAGUCGUGGGCGUUGUUGACCCCAAAGGCAAAGGAACAGUAUGCAGUGGUUGGGCACUCAGCACACAUCAUUACACUGAAAACUGGCCGAGUGGUCAUGCUGGUCAUUUUUGGUCACUGCCCUCUCUAUGGCUAUAUAAGUAGUGUGCAGGAAUAUGACUUGGAUAAGAACACAUGGAAUAUAUUACAGACCCAGGGUGCUCUUGUACAAGGGGGCUAUGGCCACAGCAGUGUUUAUGAUCAUAAGACCAAGGCCCUGUAUAUUCAUGGUGGCUACAAGGCUUUCAGUGCAAAUAAAUACCGGCUCACUGAUGACCUCUACAGAUACGAAGUGGAUACCCAAAUGUGGACCAUUCUUAAGGAUAGCAGAUUUUUCCGUUACUUGCACACAGCUGUGAUAGUGAGUGGAACCAUGCUGGUGUUUGGAGGAAAUACACACAAUGACACAUCUAUGAGCCAUGGUGCCAAAUGUUUCUCUUCAGAUUUCAUGGCUUAUGACAUUGCUUGUGACCGUUGGUCAGUGCUUCCCAGACCUGAUCUCCACCAUGAUGUCAACAGAUUUGGCCACUCAGCAGUCUUACACAACAGUACCAUGUAUGUGUUUGGUGGUUUCAACAGCCUGCUCCUCAGUGACAUCUUGGUAUUCACCUUGGAACAGUGUGAAACACAUCGGAGUGAAGCUGCUUGCAUAGCAGCAGGACCUGGUGUCCGGUGUGUGUGGGAUGUGGAAACAUCUCAGUGUGUCUCCUGGGAACUGGCAACAGAAGAACAAGCCAAAAAGUUAAAAUCAGAAUGUUUUUCCAAAAGAACUCUUGACCAUGACAAAUGUGACCAGAACACAGAUUGCUACAGCUGCACAGCCAACACCAACGACUGCCACUGGUGCAGUGACCAUUGUGCCCCUAGGAACCACAGCUGCACGGAAGGCCAGAUCUCCAUUUUCAAGUAUGAGAAUUGCCCCAAGGAUAACCCCAUGUACUACUGUAAUAAGAAGACCAGUUGCAGGAGCUGCGCCCUUGAUCAGAACUGCCAGUGGGAGCCCCGGAAUCAGGAGUGCAUUGCCCUGCCUGAAAACAUUUGUGGCACGGGCUGGCAUUUGGUUGGAAACUCAUGUUUGAAAAUUACUACUGCCAAGGAGAAUUAUGACAAUGCUAAAUUGUCCUGUAGAAAUCACAAUGCCUUUUUGGCUUCUCUAACAACCCAGAAGAAGGUGGAAUUUGUCCUUAAGCAGCUGCGAAUGAUGCAGUCAUCACAGACCAUGUCCAAGCUCACCUUAACCCCAUGGGUUGGCCUGAGGAAGAUCAAUGUGUCCUACUGGUGUUGGGAAGAUAUGUCUCCGUUUACAAAUAGCCUACUGCAGUGGAUGCCAUCUGAGCCUAGCGAUGCUGGCUUCUGUGGUAUCUUGUCAGAACCCAGUACUCGAGGAUUGAAGGCUGCAACCUGCAUCAACCCACUGAAUGGCAGCAUCUGUGAAAGGCCUGCAAACCACAGUGCCAAGCAAUGCCGGACACCAUGUGCCUUGCGGACGGCGUGCGGGGAGUGCACCAGCAGUAGCUCUGAGUGUAUGUGGUGCAGCAACAUGAAGCAGUGCGUGGACUCCAAUGCCUAUGUGGCUUCCUUCCCUUUUGGCCAGUGCAUGGAGUGGUAUACAAUGAGCAGCUGUCCCCCUGAAAAUUGUUCAGGCUACUGUACAUGCAGUCAUUGCUUGGAGCAGCCAGGCUGUGGCUGGUGUACUGAUCCCAGCAAUACUGGGAAAGGGAAGUGCAUAGAGGGCUCCUAUAAAGGACCAGUGAAGAUGCCUUCUCAGGCCUCUACAGGAAUCACCUACCCACAGCCCCUUCUGAAUUCCAGCAUGUGUCUAGAGGAUGGCAGAUACAACUGGUCUUUCAUUCACUGUCCAGCUUGCCAGUGCAAUGGCCACAGCAAAUGUAUCAACCAGAGUAUCUGUGAGAAGUGUGAGAACCUGACCACCGGCAAGCACUGCGAGACCUGCAUAUCUGGUUAUUAUGGAGACCCCACCAAUGGAGGCAAAUGCCAACCAUGCAGGUGCAAUGGGCAUGCAUCACUAUGCAAUACCAACACGGGCAAGUGCUUCUGUACCACCAAGGGCGUCAAGGGGGACGAGUGCCAGCUAUGUGAGGUAGAAAAUCGGUACCAAGGAAACCCUCUCAAAGGAACAUGUUAUUAUACUCUUCUUAUUGACUAUCAGUUCACUUUUAGCCUGUCACAGGAAGAUGACCGCUAUUACACAGCCAUCAAUUUUGUGGCUACUCCUGAUGAACAAAACAGGGAUUUGGACAUGUUCAUCAAUGCCUCUAAAAACUUCAACCUCAAUAUCACCUGGGCUGCCAGCUUCUCAGCUGGAACUCAAGCUGGAGAAGAGAUGCCUGUUGUUUCAAAAACCAACAUUAAAGAGUACAAAGAUAGCUUCUCUAAUGAGAAGUUUGAUUUUCGCAACCACCCAAAUAUCACUUUCUUUGUUUAUGUCAGUAAUUUUACCUGGCCUGUCAAAAUUCAGAUCGCCUUCUCCCAGCACAGCAAUUUUAUGGACCUGGUACAGUUCUUCGUGACUUUCUUCAGUUGUUUCCUAUCUUUGCUCCUGGUGGCUGCUGUGGUUUGGAAGAUCAAACAAAGUUGUUGGGCCUCCAGGCGUAGAGAGCAACUUCUUCGAGAGAUGCAGCAAAUGGCCAGUCGACCCUUUGCUUCCGUAAAUGUUGCCUUGGAAACAGAUGAAGAGCCUCCUGACCUUAUUGGGGGAAGUAUAAAGACCGUUCCCAAGCCCAUUGCCCUGGAGCCGUGUUUUGGCAACAAAGCUGCAGUCCUUUCUGUGUUCGUGAGGCUCCCUCGAGGCCUGGGUGGGAUACCUCCUCCUGGGCAGUCAGGUCUUGCUGUGGCCAGCGCCCUGGUGGACAUUUCUCAGCAGAUGCCAAUAGUGUACAAAGAAAAGUCAGGAGCAGUGAGAAACCGGAAGCAGCAGCCCCCUGCACAGCCUGGAACCUGCAUUUGAUGCUGGGGCCAGGGACUCUCCCAUGCACAUGGGGGCAUGUGGCCCACCAGAGCCGUCUGCAGGGGAUGGCACAGGCAGGGGCGCAAUGGUGCCGUGUGGGGCAAAAAACUGGAAACCUUCGAAGCACCCAACUCAUCUGCAUGAUCACAAACUUUCUUUGACAGUUUCUCCCAUCCAUGUCCAGCAUCUAACCUUUUACUUUUGCAUAGGAAAUAAUUUACCUUCAGGUCCAGGGGUGGUCCACUUGUUGGUGGAGGUCAGUGUAGAGCUAGAGAGAGAGUCAGGAGUGAUGCCGGGGUUCGCAUGUGGAAACUGUUCUUGGGACUGUCUCAACUGCAAAAAUGGAAAGACGGGGUCACAAGUAGACCUUCAUAUUCUGUUCUUCAGUGUGGUCUUUUACAAACUACUCAGAUGAAUUAACUUGUUUUCACCUGAAGCCUGCUAUCUUUUUUAAAGAUGUGCCAUAUAUGUUUGCACAGUUUCAGCAGAUUAUCUUUCUUCCAGGAAGUAGCUUUUUUCUAGUUGAGAAUUAAUAAUGGUCUAUCUCUUUUGAAUCGUGUCAGACUAAGAUAGAAGGGGGCUGAAUUAAAUGUCAAAGUCAGCAGUGUUACUUAGAAUGUAAGUGGAUGUAAUAGGUGUUUUCAAUAGCAACUUAAUUUAGUUGUAAUCCAUUUGAAAUUCUGUCCUGCUCUUUCUCUCAUUCAAACACACACGCACAUGCGCACGUGCACACACAUAUACACACACUAAGUGCCUAGACUUUAAAUAGAUCUAGCAAUUGGAAAGUUAGUGAGCCUAAGUUUUUACAUAAUUGCAUUCCUACAUUCUUGUAAAUUUUAAAUAGCUACCAUUGGCAGUCUGCUCUUUUUCUAAAAUCUAAUUUGCAUCCAGGAAAGAAUUUUCUCACCCCAAGGAACAUUUGACCUAGCGGCAGGGACUGAGGAAAGCAGAAAUGAACUGUGAACGUGCCUGUUUUUAUUGUUCUCCAAAAGUACACUGUUGAGAAAUUGUGGUCCCCAUGUGUCACCUGCCCCUACCUGGUGUCAGUCUAGUCCUGAUAUUUGAUUGGCCCUCUGGGCUCCCCCUGGCAGGUAACCACAGAGGAAAGGACUCAUUCAUGUCACAUAUCUCCUUUGAGCAGAAUCAAGCAUUGAGUGUGCUUGGGACAUCUGGGUCAAAGACCGGCUUUGUGUUCUGUAGCCUGCUAUGAACCUGGGUCCCAUCCUCAGCUGGGGGUGGAGUAGACACCAGGAGGGGAACAGCCCCCUGCUGUCGAGCAGCACCUGCCCAGAGCCUGGAGAAGUACUCGGACUUGUCUCCCCCUUUUCCUGGGCAGGGCUUAGACCACCUGUCCUCCUCCCAAACUGCGCUGAUGACUGAGGAGGGCAGAGAACACAGAUAAGGGUGAAAAGCACAUGGGAAAAUCGACAGGAGGGAAUGUGCUGCCAAACAGAAGAUGUCCAAAUUUAAGGGGUAGAUCAAUGCCCUGCUCUCCUCCCACAGGGUACUGCCUGGAUGUUGCAUUUCCCCAUUUAUGGUGCUCUGUCUCUGGCAUUAUGCAGCAGCCUCCCAUGAUCUCUUGUGCUUCAAAACCUGCAAUUCUCUGGCAUUACCUGAUUAGGAUGGACCUUUGGACAGCAGUGCUCAAGUCUGAAUUUGGAGAAAUUAACACUCAAAAGAACAAAACCGUGGCAUUUCACCUUUAAAUGCAGUGCCUAGAGAGGAGGUCUUAUCUCCAACCCAACACCAACCCCACUCCUGUGAAGAAGCUUCUGGAAAGAUGUUUCCAAGGAAGUUGAACCAUAAAACACUGAUGCACAAAACACCUCUACUGUGAGACUUGCCUCUCAAAAGCUUCCUUUUCACAUCACUCUUAAAGAGCAGACGGUUCUAGAAAAGACCCUGUCAGGAGCUCCCCCACCCCUACAGAACACGCCACCCACAGAGCGCCUGCAGCACCUGGCCACUCACCCUGUUAUUGCCAGGAGGCCUCUUGGUAAAGAAGGAGGCCACAAGGCUUGUCCUCCCACAAGGAAGAUCUUCCUUGUUCUAAGGACCAAAUCUCCUUGGCCAAAGAAGUCUCUUCCCCAUAUUUGUUCAUGCCUUGAAAUAACAUACACCAUGACCCCCAGCCAGCUUGUUAUGUCUUUUUCUUUUUUCUAAUAGAUGUUUAUUUUUUAAAAGAAGGGAAAAAGCAAGUAAGGUUUCACUCUCCUCCAACUGUGGAGAAACAGCUGAAUCCACCUGCUUCUCCUUUGCAGCCAAUAGCAAACAGCUUCCUCCAGGCUGUGGGCAGAAGAAGGGUGCAAGGGGAGGAAGAGGAGCACAGCUGGAGCCAGUUACUGAGAGAGAAUGCGUCAUCAUUGUCAUUGGUAACUGUGUGUGUCGCAGGAGAGUCUGUACAUAACAUACUCGUGGAAACAUUGACCUUGCACUUGUACAUAAUGAUACAGUAGUGUGCAGAAUGUUCAGACAUUUGGAGUGUACAUAAAUCAGAAAAAGAGCAUAAUGUAUUUUUAUUAAAUGUAACAUCUGAGUUUGACUAAUAUGUUUGACCUAAUAUGUUUCUGUGUUAUAUACUGGGUAUCCAAGUUCUGGAACAUCCUGUCUCUACUCAUAAUGAAACCAAGAACCAGGCCAGCAUGGCACUGAUGUAGUUGGCUGCACCUGGUACCUGCUAGCUAGCUCCAAACAGGUCUGUCAGGACCUACCAUGACUCGGGCAGUGAGGCUGUAUUCCAGGCAGUGCUCAAGGCAGCUCUGGAAGCAGGAGUUUCUGUCACUGUUGUCGCUCAGCAUGCUCCUUGACAACCUGGUAGCCCUCCAGACUCUAGGGCACAAGGGGUGACCAGUCCCAUCAAUGUGAAAGCUGUUUCUCUAGUCUUUAAAUUCAAAGACUAAUUUGUGAAAGUCAGACUCCCAAAACGGGUUCUCCAGGCUGCCGUUUGUUGUGGCUUUGACUAAAUUUUUAAUGACCAUUUCUGAGCACCAUAGUCUUUUAUAAUGAAAACUAGGGCGGGAAGGUGGAGGCUUGUUCAUAAACAGCUCCAUUUCCCAGGGAGCUUUCACAGCCCAGCCUGCUCUCCACUUCCAGUCCCUCCCUAUGGUCUGGGGAGGUCCAGGGAGAGUCACCUGUAAAGAUGAGAAAGUGGUGCAGAGCAGGCCACCCUUACUUCUCUGAGCUGACCUAGAGGAAGACCAUCAGCAACAGGAAAAUGCUGGAAUAUCUGUAAGAUUCACUAGGAAGCAGAGGAGACGAGCACUCUGGAUAGGAAAAGUCGUUUUCCCUUGCAGGGCCCAUCUGGCUCCUUCAGAAAGUAGCAGAUUGGGGGUGGGGAGGUGAUUCACUUCCUCAGGAGGAUGGUGUUGCUUUCAUGACUAUCCUUCAUCCAUUCCCUGAACUCAACUAUUCGUUCAACAAAUAUUUACUGAACACUUACUAACCUAGGCUAAUGCUAGGGCAAUGACAGAGAUGAAAAAGUAGCUCUUUAGAAUUACAGAAAAUUCUAAAUGCCUCACACCCGUUACCCCAGGAGAGCUUUCCUUGGGUUGGUUUCUGAGACCGGGCCAUCCUGAGGACAGAACCAGGAAAGCCUCCUGUCAACGGAGUGUGCUCUGGCUGCCCUCCCGCUCAGACACCCGCAAUGUUUACCCUGUUGACCAAGCUCCUACCAUGCAGCUCCUCCCAUGGAGACUGAGCCCAGCCGCGUGAGCUCACCGACUGCCUGCAGGGGGCGCUCUGGAGAGCAGAGGGAAGAUGGCACCUACCCUUCCAAAGGCAAUAAUGGAACCGACUCAGUAAAUGAAUCUGUGCACAAAACAUUCUGAACACUAGUGAAGCCUGUUUCGUUGAACUAAUUCUGGCUCUAGAAAUGUUUUUGUUUUAUAGUUAUUUACGUUUUCGUUUUGUUUGGAUUCAAGCUUAGUUUGUUAAUAUGUAUAAUUUAGCAUCUAUUGUACUCAUGUAAAUAUGGAGUAAGUAUUGUAAACUAUUUCAUUGCUGGGAUUGUGGGUGUUAUACAUACAUUUAGGACUGCAAUUUUUUGGUAUUUUUUGUAUUGUAAAAUAACAGCUAAUUUAAGCAGGAACAUGAGAAUUAAGGGAGGUCUGUGCAUUUUAAACACAAAUGUGAAGCACCUGUAUAUAAACAAAAGUAAAUACUAUAAUACAAACUUCCUUCUGAAAUAAAAGUAGAUCUGGUAAAAAUG